AUGCCCCUCUCGCGCAAGCCUCCCCUUGGUCCUGCUCACCCUGCCUCUCCUUCGCACACCGCUCUUUUGACUGCACGACCACGACCGAGCCCCCAACAGGCUGCAUAUGGGCAAGCGCCUAACUCGAGUCGAUUCUCCUCGCAGAGCGUGUCGUCGUCAGGGGUGACUGAGAAGUUUAACCUCUCGCCCGAUCCGCGGUCGUGGAACUCAGCUAUCGCGCCGGGUAUUGCGGAAGACGACGACUACAUCCACAAUCCCGACCCACGGAAACGAGGCAAAGACCGAGAUUGGAACAUCUUCACCUGGAGAGGUCUUGUGAAUAUUGGCAGUUUAGCAGUCCUUUUCUGUGGAAUCCUCGCGCUCUUCGCUGGAUACCCCAUCAUCUCUCACUUCACGCAGCAUAAGCAGUCGAAUAAUGGUGGCUUCAACGUGGGCGGCAUCAACGCAUCGGGCCAAAUACCAACGUUCAUCGGCGGUUAUGGUCUCAUCGAUCCUGAGACACCACAAGAAGUACGCACGAAGAAGGACUACGUGAACGGCAACGAUUGGCAAUUGGUCUUCAGCGACGAGUUCAACACUCCGGGGCGGACGUUCUGGCCGGGCGACGACCCGUACUGGGAGGCGGUCGACCUGCACUACUGGCAGACGGGUAACUUGGAAUGGCUCGACCCCACGGCUGUCACGACGAAGGACGGCGCGCUCGAGAUCACGAUGUCGGAGAAGCCGAAGAAUGGCUUGAACUACACGAGCUCCAUGAUCACGACGUGGAACAAGUUCUGCUUCCAGGGCGGCAUGCUGGAGGUCAACGUGUCGCUUCCCGGUGCUCCCAACGUCGUCGGCCUGUGGCCAGCUAUAUGGACUAUGGGCAACCUGGGGCGUGCAGGCUACGGUGCGAGUCUUGAGGGUAUGUGGCCAUACUCGUACGACACGUGCGACGUAGGCACAGUUAAGAAUCAGUCGCUGGGCGGCGUCCCUGACAACCCGGCCACCUUCUCCUGGUUGCCUGGACAGAAGCUCUCGCGGUGUACAUGCCCAGGCGCAUCUCACCCAGGACCUCUGCACGAUGAUGGGACGUACGUCGGACGGUCUGCACCUGAGAUUGAUGUGUUUGAGGGCUCGUCUGGAGGUGGUAUUGGUCAGGUCUCCCAGUCUGCACAAUGGGCGCCGUUCGAUUACAACCAUCAGUAUCAGAAUGGCUCGGAUUACAUCGAUAUCGCAGACUCUAGCAUCACGAGCCUGAACAGUUACACCGGUGGUUCAUACCAAGAAGCGAGUUCCGGUGUAAGUAACACAGUUCAAACUGCCUGGGAACUUGGGGGUGGUGGAUAUUCGAUAUACGGCUAUCAAUACGAGUAUGGUUUCGAUGACGCGUAUAUCACCUGGGUCUCCAGCGGCGUAGUGUCGUGGUCGCUCAAGCAGUCUGCUGUCGGGCCAAGCGAUAAAGUUGACAUUGGUCAGAGACUGGUUUCGGUGGAACCAAUGUACAUCAUCAUCAACUUGGGUAUAUCUGAAGGCUUCGGAGGGUUCGUUGAUGUUGCACACCUUGUGUUCCCGACGACGCUGCGCGUGGACUACGUUCGUGUCUAUCAAGACCCGAACAACAUCAAGACCAGCUGCGAUCCUCCCGACGCACCGACCGCAACCUACAUCAAGGCGUAUGAGCCCGCGUACACAAACCCGAACUACACGGACUGGCAAACACAGUAUGGCGAGCCUUUCCCAGGGAACCACUGGGCUGGAGAUUGUUGA
This is a messenger RNA of Rhodofomes roseus, 1749 nucleotides long. Its product is annotated as beta-glucan synthesis-associated. The transcript is spliced from 11 exons. The record is from RefSeq and is a predicted model, not a curated record. Gene Ontology annotation, cellular component: plasma membrane; endoplasmic reticulum membrane. Bases 1 to 1749 code for a protein of 582 amino acids. Gene Ontology annotation, biological process: (1->6)-beta-D-glucan biosynthetic process; fungal-type cell wall organization. Gene Ontology annotation, molecular function: glucosidase activity. Lineage: Eukaryota; Fungi; Basidiomycota; Agaricomycetes; Polyporales; Fomitopsidaceae.